Magallana angulata is the source of this 736-nucleotide messenger RNA. RefSeq names its product purpurin-like. The record is from RefSeq and is a predicted model, not a curated record. Gene Ontology annotation, molecular function: retinoid binding; retinol transmembrane transporter activity. Bases 74 to 682 code for a protein of 202 amino acids. Lineage: Eukaryota; Metazoa; Mollusca; Bivalvia; Ostreida; Ostreidae. The transcript is spliced from 7 exons.
AACAAUCCUGGUAAGUUUGUGCACGGAAAAAGAAGCUUGACAAUUAAGUGAGUGGACCCGUCACACCUCCAUUAUGUUUCUGAGGCCAAUAACAAUAGUAACUUUCAGCUAUUUGAUUCAAAGCCUCGUAGCGAACAACUGUACCCUUCGCAUGGAUUCGAUUCAAGUGGAAGCGAAUUUCACCAUAGAGAGGUAUUUAGGCCAGUGGUAUGAAUUUGAGUGGAUGUAUGAGGGGUAUUUAGAUCCAGCGUCAGUAUUCCAGGACUUCGCACACGUAUACAGGAGACAACAGGACGGUAAUAUUACCGACACAACACGUGGAAGAGAUCCAGCUAAAAGCCACGGGUGUCUCCAGUUUUCUUCCACCAUCUACCUUACAGACACACCGGGAAAGAUGUUGUUUAAUUAUUUAAAUCAAGGCAACAUAGGAAAUUACUGGGUAGUAGAGACAGACUAUACCAACUACUCAGUGGUGUAUAAUUGCAUUCAACUGAAUCCUGACGACACAUGUAAGACGAAUCAAGCAUGGGUGUACAGUCGCCAUCCCAAUCUGUCAGACGAUUUGAGGGCGAGAGUUAGUCACGUGAUAGAAAAUCUGUGUUUGAAUGAAACAUCGUUUUAUAAAACCACUCACAAAAAUGACUGUUCUGCCGCGCCCAAUUUGGAUUCCGUUGUUGGCUGAUUUCAAAAUUGCUGUACAUGAAUCAUGUUUUAAAAUAAAUGAUUUUUCAGGCAA